UUUACUCUGUAAUGUUCUUGACAGAUAAUAAAGAUUACGAUGCAUACUUAUCAUAUACCAAAGUGGAUCCUGACCAGUGGAAUCAAGAGACUGGGGAAGAAGAACGCUUUGCUCUUGAAAUCCUUCCUGAUAUGCUUGAAAAGCAUUAUGGAUAUAAGUUGUUUAUACCAGAUAGAGAUUUAAUCCCAACUGGAACAUACAUUGAAGACGUGGCAAGGUGUGUAGAUCAGAGCAAGCGGCUGAUUAUUGUCAUGACCCCAAAUUACGUAGUCAGAAGAGGCUGGAGCAUCUUUGAGCUGGAGACCAGACUUCGAAACAUGCUUGUGACUGGAGAGAUUAAAGUGAUACUCAUCGAGUGCAGUGAACUGCGAGGAAUUAUGAACUACCAGGAGGUGGAGGCCCUCAAGCACACCAUCAAGCUCCUGACCGUUAUUAAGUGGCAUGGACCAAAAUGCAACAAGUUGAACUCUAAGUUCUGGAAACGUUUACAAUACGAAAUGCCUUUUAAGAGGAUAGAACCCAUUACACAUGAGCAGGCUUUAGAUGUUAGUGAGCAGGGGCCUUUUGGGGAGCUGCAGACUGUCUCAGCCAUCUCCAUGGCUGCCGCCACCUCCACAGCUCUAGCCACUGCCCAUCCAGAUCUCCGAUCCACCUUUCACAACACUUACCAUUCACAAAUGCGUCAGAAACACUACUACCGAAGCUACGAGUAUGACGUACCUCCUACUGGCACCCUGCCUCUUACCUCCAUAGGCAAUCAGCAUACCUAUUGUAACAUCCCUAUGACACUCAUCAACGGGCAGCGGCCACAGACAAAAUCGAGCAGGGAGCAGAAUCCAGACGAGGCCCACACAAACAGUGCCAUCCUGCCGCUGUUGCCACGGGAGACCAGUAUAUCCAGUGUGAUCUGGUGACAGAAAAGCAAGGGACACCCUGUCCCUGGGAGUUUGAGUAAAGUCUGCAGUCCAGUGCCUGGAACUAAAUCCUCGACUGCUGCUGUUUAAAAAACAAAAACAAAAACAUGCAUUACAAUCUCUAGAACAUGAGGAAAAACAGGGUCUUGUACAUAUGUUUUUUGCAAUUUCUUUGUAGCAUCAGUGUCUUCCUGUUUUACCAUGUCUCUUACCAUUACAUUUUUUGACUUUGUUUUAUAUGUCAUUGGAAUUUGUAAAUUUACCUUUUUUUAAAGAAGAGACUUAUGUAUAGAUAGAAAACCCUUUUUUGCUUCAUUAGUUUAGUUUUAGAAUGGGUUUUUAUUUCCUUUCCUUGAUUUUUGUUUUGCUUUUAACAUUUCCUUGGGGUGCUUGGACAAAUCUAUCCGAUGGGACAAGGAGCACCGGAUCCUCUCUUGGGUUCUACCUAGGAUCAGCAGGGCCAUGUGGGCCUUCAGAAAGCAGUGCAACGAAUGCCAGCAUUGCCACUCGGGAAAAAAAAAAUGAGAACACUUGCUCAUAGGAGGGCCCCACCAAUCAGAGCCCUGAAUCUCUUCCUUGUCCCACCUCAUUCCCCACCUCUACCCUUCUAAUGGUGGCAUGACGUGUAAACUCUGAGAAGGGGUAGGGGGGUGGGGUCUAACUGUCUUAACAUUUAAUUCACUGCUCGUCAGAAUACACUCCAGACCCAAAAGUGUGCUAGUCACUUGACAGUGACCACUACAGAGUGCUAAGAAGAGAAGAUCAAGGGCAUGAAAAUGGGGGAGAGUGUGCUGUUUCCGUUUUUUAAAUGAG
Messenger RNA from Capra hircus (goat), 1727 nucleotides. RefSeq names its product interleukin-1 receptor accessory protein-like 1. The coding region runs from base 12 to 914 and encodes 300 amino acids. NCBI's taxonomy places the organism in Eukaryota, Metazoa, Chordata, Mammalia, Artiodactyla, Bovidae. The record is from RefSeq and is a predicted model, not a curated record. The transcript is spliced from 2 exons. Gene Ontology annotation, biological process: negative regulation of exocytosis; signal transduction.